Molecule: messenger RNA, 1146 nt
Organism: Penicillium longicatenatum
Lineage: Eukaryota; Fungi; Ascomycota; Eurotiomycetes; Eurotiales; Aspergillaceae
Product: MOSC domain-containing protein
Exons: 1
Coding region: 1-1146 (381 amino acids)
Molecular function (GO): catalytic activity; pyridoxal phosphate binding; molybdenum ion binding
Source: RefSeq, a predicted model, not a curated record
AUGAUUGAGGUAGUACCCACAACAUCUGUCCUGGUCUUAGGACUGGUACUUUUACUUCCAAUUCUACUCUUCCCCCAACUGAAAAGAUGGAUCCACGAGUCAUCGCCGUCAGCAAGUUUGCUGCCGCACUUACGCCUCUGGAAUAGGCGUUCCAAACAAUCCAGUGAGAUUGUCUCGCUGCGCAUGUACCCAAUCAAGUCCUGCCGGGGCUUUGAAGUGCACCGAACUACACUCAAAGAGCAUGGCCUAGAUCUCGACCGGCGCUGGAUGCUCGUCGACGCCUCAACAAACGAGUUCCUGACCAUCCGCCAAAUCCCCAACAUGACCCGCAUUGGAACAGGGCUUAGUGAAGAUGGCGAGGAUCUAGUUGUGACAAUUCCAAGUCCAGCUACAUCAAGUCCAGUAUCGACCCAUCAAUCUGAUACUGCACCCGAUACUACCAAAACAAUCCGCAUACCAGCCCACCCCACCCAAGAAUGGUUACAGGCCCACACCACCAUAGCCCCCGUCAAGAUCUGGGAAAAUGACACAGAUGGAUACAUUUACAGUGAUGAAAUCAAUGCUCCCUUCUCAGCAUUCAUGGGCCGUUCCGUCGCACUAGUCUAUAAAGGCCCAACACCCCGCGUUCUGAAAGGCAACGGCGCACCCAAACUCCUGGGCCGCGUCCAGGAAACCGGCUUUCCCGACGUCUUCCCAAUUCUCAUCGCAUCAGAGGCCUCUCUUGCUGAAUUGAACACGCGCCUCAGUUCCAAGGGUGUAGAUCCUAUUACCGUUGAACGGUUCCGACCGAAUAUCGUUGUUCGAGGGGAAACAGCGUGGAGCGAAGAUUCUUGGAAACUGGUCCGUAUCAGAGCCGUUAAUGGCUCUGGUUCUGAGAAGAAGGUGACGCAGACCCCGCUGGUUCUGGAUAUCGUGGCGCGUUGUGCGAGAUGUCAGGUCCCGAAUGUAGAUCCUGAUUCGGCACACAAGCACAAGAAGCAACCGUGGGAUACACUUGUUUCGUACCGCAGAGUUGAUGAGGGGGUUAAGUAUAAGCCUUGUUUUGGCAUGCUGAGUGCACCGAGAAAUGAGGGUGCUAUUGAAGUUGGAAUGAUGUUGGAGGUUUUGGAGGAAACGACUGAGCACCGGUAUAUCACUGGGUUCUAG